UCAGACGAAGUCAAGAGCUGCCUGCAACAGGUGAUCACCAGCCGACAGUUCCACCCAGGUCUUCUCGCCGCCGCCAUCUUGUAGUGUCCGAACGAUGAACUACAUUGUGCAGGACACCAUCCAAGAACUACGGGCCGAGAUGCAGCAAGUCCUCACCAACACCAUCGACCAACUGUCCCUGUCUCAUGACCAAACCUACGGGACUCCAGGCGAGCCAUACUACCCGAGGGACUGGCAAAAGUCCGCCGGGUGGUACCAUCCAUACUUCGACUACAGCUUUCCCGAGAAAUACGGCGAGUUCCCCGACCACCCCGUGAUCGUCAACCCGAGGACGUUCUCCCCCGUCUCGCAGCCGUACCCGUGCGGCGUCAGGACUGGCAUGUACGCGAACUCGCUGCCGGCUGUCGGCGGUGUCGGCGCCGGGCACACGCAGGGACACUACGGUGACGCUCACAUGAAGUACCGUAGCGACUUCGUUGGCUACGGGUCGACAUCGAGCGGCAGCCCGAGCCCUGCCUCCGAAGCGAGCCCGCAGUACAGUUUUGCCGACUCGCCGACGGCAAACAGAUUGGGGUGUUCUGCACAAGACUCCGAGGACGACGAGGUUUUCCACAAACCUCCGUACUCUUACAGCUGCCUGAUCGCCCUUGCCAUGAUGAAAAGCAGGACUGGUAACAUGCCAGUCACAGAGAUAUACAGUUUUAUCAGGGAACACUAUCCUUACUUCAAAACAGCACCGGAUGGCUGGAAAAAUUCUGUCCGACACAACCUGUCGCUGAACAAGUGUUUCCUGAAGAUCGAGCCUUCACAGGCGGACCCUAACAGGAAAGGGUGUCUGUGGGCGCUGCACCCCGACAAGGUGGACAAGAUGAUGUCUGAGAUCCGCAAGUGGAAGAAGAAGGACCCUGAGGCAAUCAGGAGGAGCAUGGCGUAUCCAGUGGACUUCCACUACGACGGUUGUACCCCGUCGUCCUCGGCGAGCCCGUCCCCGGUGCCGUCCCCAGCCGAGGUGCGCCAGGUCCCCGCCCAGGAGAAGGUGGUGCCCCACCCCACAGCCGGCCGUCAGCCGUACAUCGGUACUGUGGGGAACAUGGCUGAUGACUCCUGCCUCAGACAUAACGGCUACAAUACACAGCCGUACAACCAGAGUCAGAGUGCACCUUCCCCCGCUGCGCCGUCCUCAGCUGAAAGCAGCGGAACGCAACCCUCACCUGAAGGGAAAGCAUCAGCACCAUCGCCCGGCACGCCCGAACAGACUCCCGACAACUGGAUAGUCGUGCAGGGGGACCCGCUCAUGUACUCAGCGGCGUACUCAGUACAUGAGCCCGCCUACGGCUUCAACCAGGGGCACUUCUAUAACCCCGGAGCGCAGCUAACCAUGUACUAACCAAGUAGCAUGUAGACUUGUCUUGUAUAUAACUGUAGUAAGUAGUGUAGCUGUAGUAUUAGUAGCUCACCAUAACAUAGAUGUGAUGUAAAUAUAACCUUUGUUAAAUGUAUUUGUGUACAGGAAGGUCCUUUUUUGUUAUCGUCAUUCAAGAUGGCUAAAGAAUGGACGAAUGACAAGGACCGAAUUUUCGCCUAAGUUGUCGCCGCGACCUCAGUGAGAUAUUCUACCGUUUUGAGAACAUGCCUGAGCGAUUUGUGAAUGAAUAGAUUGUAGUACAGACUUAUAGCUAACUCCCGAAACUGUGCCUAAAAGUCUAAAACCACUAAUGCUAUUCACAAUAUGAACUAAACUAUGACCAUUCGCUAGGCACUCUGAAUUGGUAGAAUAUCGUCUGUAUGGUCGCCAUUUUGUAAUGAGGUUUGCACUUACAGCACAGCUUCGAAUGGGGAUUUUGCAUAAGGAACAAACCUUGUCAUGUUGGGGAAAAACAAGGGCAAAUUCCCAGAAGGCUAAAAUUAUGACUAUGCCUAUGACCCCGAAGUGCUAUGCCGAUAGAGGCAAAAAGAAGUGCCAUUCAUUUUGUGCAAACUUAAAGGCGAACUGGCGAAACCUGUUUUUGUAGAAAAGUGUAAAAAUGUACAAAACAGAGGUGGCUUUACUUUAUUUUUCUAUACCAUGUCAGACAUGUCACGUAC
Messenger RNA from Branchiostoma floridae (Florida lancelet), 2085 nucleotides. Its product is annotated as forkhead box protein N1-like. Gene Ontology annotation, biological process: regulation of transcription by RNA polymerase II. Gene Ontology annotation, molecular function: transcription cis-regulatory region binding; DNA-binding transcription factor activity, RNA polymerase II-specific. The record is from RefSeq and is a predicted model, not a curated record. The transcript is spliced from 5 exons. Lineage: Eukaryota; Metazoa; Chordata; Leptocardii; Amphioxiformes; Branchiostomatidae. The coding region runs from base 95 to 1387 and encodes 430 amino acids.